Molecule: messenger RNA, 9813 nt
Organism: Cephus cinctus (wheat stem sawfly)
Lineage: Eukaryota; Metazoa; Arthropoda; Insecta; Hymenoptera; Cephidae
Exons: 18
Coding region: 161-9382 (3073 amino acids)
Source: RefSeq, a predicted model, not a curated record
CCUUUUCUCAACUACCGCCGUUUAACCGUAAAUACCCUACAUCAAACAAUAAAAAUAUUAAGAAACAUACGUGGAAACUGCAGACUUCGACAAUUGUCGGUAUUAAUUAAUAAAAUGUUUUGCAUAUAAUUUUGGAGUUUACAAUAUUUACUGAAAGAUAAUGGAAGAGAGUAGCUCUUUAAGUUCUAAUGCGGAAGAUAUUGUACAAGCAGAAGAUGAAAGCAUUAACAAAGAUGCCUUCAAUUCCUCUGAUGAAACUCUUAAGAACUCAGGCGCUUCUUCGCCAAAUAAUUCAGAAAAGAAUAUUCUAGAAAAUACAGAUGAAAGUUCUUGGGAAUCAGAAAAUAAGGAGAGUUUGAUUACGCAUGAAAAUGGGGAAGACGAUUUAUUAAAUGAACAAUAUCAACAAGAGUCUUCCGCAAUAUCAAAUCAAUCUCCAUCAGUACAUUAUGAAGCAAAAGCUGAAUCAAAUUAUGAUACUACAGUCAUAAAAUCAUGCACAAUUGGUACUAGGUUUGAUUCAGGAAUUCAAGCUUCUCUUCCAAUACAUAAUUAUUAUAAUCCAUAUGGAAUUAUUCAGCAAACAAUUGACCUGACUCAACCACCACCACCACCACCACCACCAUUACCACCACCAAAUUUACCUGGGGAUCCUAGAACUGCUGCUUUGAUAUCACAUCCACAAACUCAUACUGCUAUUGGUCCUUCGGCUAUGGUUAUGCAUUACCAUAGCCCUAGUAUGCAACAUCCAGCAAGUUAUCAACAUGUUGGCAAUUAUGGUUAUCCAAUUCCAAUGACUGGAGAAGCUACUCUAGAGUAUGGCAUGAAUCCCUAUGUUCCAAGAAUAACUCGAAGACCACACGUACCUUUGCUGAAGGAUUCAGUACCAGUAUCUACUGUACCACGUAUAACAGCCCAAAUGGACCAAGAAGAAGCAAGACCUGAUGUGGUCUCUCACUUAGACGACAUGUCUUGUACUGAAGAAACAUUUUCAGACAGUUCCACGACGUUAAGCAAAACAACAAUUCCGGAUGUACAUGAGGGCAAUAAAGCCGUUGGGGAGGAGGAUGAGCAUAGAGUCGAAAGUCCGAAAAUCCUGAAGCCGGUAUUGGGUAAAGCACAAGCGAAAAAGCGUUUGAUGGCAUUUGCCAAUAAAUUUGGCGUGAUUCCUAAAGUCCAGAUACAGAAAAACAAGUCCGAAGUUACCAUCAAAUCGAGCGCCAGUAACCCUGUGAAAGUCAAGACGAAACCAAAGGACACCGUGAAAUCUCUCAUUGAUGAGGUACACGAUGCCAAGCUGAAAAUAGAAUCUGCACUAGAAGCCCAACAACAUCAACCAAAUUAUAACAGAAGUAGUUCCAAAUCAAAAAGAAAGACAGAAGAAAAAAUUCUUGCCAUUGAAGAAAUUGUCAGAGAAGAAUCUAGGAAUAAAAAUCUGUCAUUUCCUACAGUAACAUCAGGUACCGAUGGAAAUGCCAAUAGAAAUAAGGAAACCAACGAAUCUGAAGAUAUCAGAGAUAUGAGUGGAAAGGAAUGGUGUAAUGAAGAGGGUCCUUCAAGGUCAUCAAGUAAAAAGUCUUCAAACAGACGACAUCGGAGUAGUAAAGAUCCAACAGGUGAUCGGUUAAGCAAGGAAUUUAGAGACAGAAGUGAAAGUAAGGAAUGGACAGAUCACAGAUCAUCUCAGGAUGGGGAACAUCGCAAGAGAAAUAAAGAUCAUAGAAAUGAUAAGCAGAAGCAUGAAUCUAUCAAGGAUAAAAAGAUGAAGGAUAAGGAUACUGACAAAGAAAGAGGAAGAGAACUAGCAAAAUGUCUUUCCUGGACUGAUGUAAAAACAAGCGCUUUCACUCUAGAUGAAAUAAUCACACUCAGAAGACAUGAUUUUAUGGGACGACCCAUGAAGAAUAGAACGCCACACGAUUAUGCCCAACAUUUAGCACAAAUGUUAAUGAUUGGAGAUUAUCGUGCUAAAAGGCAUCCUCUGGUUGCUGAUGGUAUCGAAGGACCUAAGGAAUUUCAUCCUGAAUCAGUGAGGAUCACAAAAAGGGGGAGAAGCCUACCUCUUUUCUACUGUGAGAAUCCUAGAGUAUCACUGUUAUUGAGUCGACAACAAAUUUUUCAAUCGGUUCCUUCCGAACGUCGUGAAAAAAUAAGAGAAAUAUGCGAUGCGACCAGUACUCGGAUGCUGGCAUUGGAGACAGAAAUCGUUGAAAGACAUCGAAUUUGGUAUCGUAAUUGGGACAAUACAGAUCCUUUUGGCAAAGUAAAGUCACAAUUGCUCCAUGAUGCCGAAAUAUCAAAGUCCAAAUGGGACAGUGAAGAAGAGGCUGCAAUACCUUCAUCCAGUGAGUUAGAAAAGAACCUUGAGAACAACCAGGAGGAAAGUGAAGAUCCAGUAUGCAUGGAUGAAGACAUGCAUGCUUCCAUACACUCAAAUGAAUCGACCGCUGAUUCUGGAUUAUUAUGCAGUAUUUUUCCGCCAGAACGCAUUACACGUGCUACAUCCUUAACUAGAAGUCGAAAAGAAAAUGACAAGGUAAUUACCGAGCGAUUAUCGAUAAAACCAAUGGGCGACGAAAAGCUGGCGUCCGAGUAUGAACAAUUCAUGAAAAUGGUGAGUAGCGAUACGCCAGAAUCAAGUACAUCAACUGGUAAUAAAUUCUCCAAGGAGAAUGUUGAACAUACGACAUCUCUGUCAUGUUAUGAUGAAUUUAAUAUUGAUAUAUCACGGGAACCACGGCUACAUAAGAAGAAGGAGAAUGAACAAAGCACAAGCGAAAAAGAACGAUCGAUUUCCCCACGGUCGGUUCCAAGUGAUUGGGAAAAUGUUAGGAUCAAGGUGGAAAAAAUGAGUGAUGAAAAUUCUGAGGCCAGAAGUUUGAGAAAGAAGCGCAAGCGUAAGAUCCAAAAAGUUUCAAGUAGCGAAAGUUCAUCUACGUCAAGUUCAUCGGACUACGAAGAGACAUCAAUUAAAGAGAAGUCCAGAAAACGUAAAAAAAGAAAACAAAAAGUCUCUAGGAAGGAUUCAAGCUCAGAUUCUGAUAGUAACGACAGUAGCUCAAGUGACAGUUCGAGCUCGGAUGAGGUGAGAAAGAAGAAACGUAAGAAAAGCAGUGGAAAGAAGAGACGUAGCAAGAAGACUAAAAAGACAAAGAAGAAGCGCGGUAAACGUGCAAGGUCGUCUGAGUCUAGCAGUACGUAUUCUGAAAAGAGCGAUAGAGAAAAGUACAAAAAGGAGAAAAAGAAACGGAAAAAAGAAACAGAUGAGAAAGUACGAAUUGAAGAUAACGUAGUAGAGAAUCGAAAGAGAUCUAAGCUUGGAGAAAUAUCAACAGAGGAAAGAAGAAAAGUGCUUGUGGAUGCUGCUGACUUAGAAUUCGGCCAAAUAAAGGAAGAAGGAAGUCUACACACUUUAGUACAAGAUACAGUUCUUAUAACAUGUGCUGUGCCUUGGGACAAGGACUCGAACGAGAAAUCUAAAUUGCUUAUAUCAAAGAAAAACAUGGAAGAUGAUCAAAAACAUUCUCAUGAAAGAAUUAGUAGGAAGCGUAAAGACAGCGAAGAAAGUUUCGUUGAAGAAUGGGAUAGAAAUCGAUUAAGCAAAGAGGACGACGAAGAAAGAGAUGUAGAGAAGGUAGCAGAGACUAUAGACAAGCAACCUGGACAAGAGAAUGUAAUAGAAAUCAUAAAUGACGAAAGUAAAGAAGAUAGUACAGAUGAAGGUAAAGAAAAAAAGAAAGGUAAAUCAGAAACAGAAUCUGAAACAAGGAAGAAGAAGAGAACUGAUAGAGAUAGGAGAAGUGGUACUGAUCUGGAAACCGAUUGGGAGAAAGAUAGUUCAGUAAAAUCUCGACUCUCUACACAGAAGCAAGAGAGAGCAUUAAAGAAACAAGAGAAAAGAAGAAAGAUGAACUGGGCUGAUACAGAUUUUGAUACUCUGAAUGUACCUUCCUUGACACAAUUGGAAAAGGCUGAAGAGAAUCGAGAGAUAUUAGACGACGAGUGGGAAGUAGAUAGUUUGGAUGCCAUACGCGAGGCUUCCAUUCAGAAUAGAAAAUGCAGCACAAGUAGCUCCAGUAAGAAAGUAGAAAAGGACGUGAAAUACGAUGAAAAGACAGACACUUAUAUAGCUGUAGGGAGAGAGACAGCUCGUGAUACUAGACGAAGACGGAAUCGACUCUGUGCCAUAAGAAUAUGGGAAGAAGAACAAGAAGAGGGCGAAAAGGAAGAAAUGAUGCUUAUGGAAGAAAAAUCAAAACAGAGAAGUAAUGAUUGGGACGCAGAGACACGGUCCAUUCAUGAUUGUUCUGAUCGAACUAACUCCAAGAGUAGCAUCGAUCAUAUAGAUGCUCUCGAAGGAGUCUGGUUAAAUAUACGUGAAGGUAAUAGUGAUAGAUCAUCUACGAAGAAGAGUUCCAUUGAAGGUAAAAAGGAUAAGAGAAGCCGGUGGGACGUUGAGGAACAUCUUGUGGAACGAGAAGAAAAAUCUAUUCGACCUGUAAUGUGGGAGGAAGAGGAUGAAUUUGAUAUGAUUGAACGACGUUUUAAAAAUGAUGAUUCUAUGAAAGAAUCUAAAGUUCUUAAUGAUUCUAAAAACUUCCACAAAUUUUUACAAAGUGUCGAAUCUUCUGAGAGGUCUUGGCAAGGUACACCUGGGGAUAGUUCUACUACAGAAACGUCGACCAUAGAAUUGAAGUUUAAGGAUGGUAAAGUACGAGCCUCUGUGACAGAUUCUUGGAAGGUUGAUUCACAGGAUGAAGAAAUUUCUAAAACUAUUGCAAAUGAUUUUGAAGUUAAAUCCAAAAUCCAUGAAGAUACUCAUAUUCUAUAUAGUCCUAGCUCUCCAGCACCUUCACAGAAAUCAGAGGACGUAGAUACAUCAGAUGAUAGUGCUGCAAAUCAUUCGCCAGAAGAAGAUAUAAAGCCAAAAACUAAAGAAUCAUCAACUCAUAACAUUCCAAUAUCAUUAGACGAAUUUCCGACGACUGUUGAAAAUAUGUCGGAUUUUCCUGCCGAAGAAUGGGGUAUAGAUGUUGGAAGUUGGAAGAGUCUUCCAGGUAUUUCUGCUCUUCAAGAAUGUGAUAAGACAUCUAAUGAUAGUUUUGGUACCAGUUCUUCACCUGAAAAGUCACGUCGUAUGGAUAUAUUUGCUGAAUAUGCAUCAGAACCAGAGUCUGAUGAAGAACCGUCUGAGACAGUACAUCAAGAAAAUCAGGACGAAGCACCGGUAACGCCAAAGAAAGAAGAAAGCAGCGAUGAGAAAUCACCUUUAAAAUUGAUCCCAAAACAAUUACUGAUACGCCGUUCUGUUGAUAUUAAAUCAAAACCACUGUUAGAAUUACCGGAAUCACCACACGCUACCACCGUGUCUUUCAAAAUUCAAAAGAAGAUCCUUAAGACAAGUGUUCUCGAAGAUGGCAUUGAAGAAGAAAUACUCAAGGAUACUGGAAGCGUUGAAAAAUCUGUAUCAACUCCAGAAUCUGGUUCUGAAAAACUUGACGUGAAAAUUAGUCCUACGAAAGUGUGUGGGUUACGAGUUACAUCCACUAAAUUGGACUCUAUUAUGAACCAGGAGAAGAUAGUACAAAGGGAACCGGAAAUUGAGGCAAUUAAGGAGGUACCUGAAGAGGUUCUUGAUAAAUUUGAAGACAAGAUAGAACUAGAGCCAGAAAGGACUUGCUCUAGAUCAUCGUCAGUUGAACGACGAAAGAGAAGUUCUGUAGAAAAAUUAAAGAAUGACAGUAAAAGUCAUGUCCUUGACGAAAAUGCGGGAUCUAGAAAUUUGGAAAGAUCAAGAUCGAGAGACUUGGAGAGAUCAGGGUCUAGAGACUUGGAAAGAUCAAGAUCUAGAGAUGCGGAAGGAUCAGGAUCUAGAGAUGUGGAAAGAUCGGGUUCUAGAGACUUGGAAAGAUCAGCAUCAGGAUAUAGAAGUUCGAAAUCAUCAUUUCAUACGGAAACUCGUAGACGAUUUAGUCCCACUGAUGGACAUGGAAAGAGAACAGGGAGAAAGAGCAGGAGUCCGUCUGGUAAAUGGGAGAGCGAAAAAAGCAGGAGUAAAAGUAACAGUCGUAGCUGGAGUAGAAGUCGUAGUAAGAGUCCAGGAAGAUGGAGAGAUGAUCCUCCAGGUCCUAUUCGUGAUAGAGAACGUAAAUCGUAUAGAGCUGAUGAGGAGCGUCCUGGGAAGUCAAAAUAUUUUGACGACAGAAAAGAGAGGUCUACGCGAAGUCCUGGAAGACAUUGUCCUCCGUCAUUUAGCAGAGAUGGUCCCAGGAAACGACCGCCUAGCAGCAGAAAUGAUCGUGAUCGGGCAAGAAGAAGGUUCAAUGAUAGUAUUGAAAGAGAUCGUGAUAAGGAUAGAAGAUCUUAUGAGCCUCCUAUUUUACCAAGGGAUAGAAGCUUAGAGUCUGAUAGAUAUACUGGAGCUAGGUAUCGCGAAGAUGACGAUGGGGACAAAGGACGGUGGAGAUAUGAGGAUGAUAAUAUUCUUCCUGAUAUUGAUGAGCAAUUUAUUGAUGGUCAAAGAUUAGACGUCGAAUAUGAUGACAGAAGAUCAUUGAGAGAUGAAAGCUUAGAAAGGGAUAUAAUGGAAGGACCCAUUAGACCAGACACUUUUGCAAGAUAUAGACGAAGAAGUCGAGAUAGAAUUGAUGACAGAAGAGAAAGAGAAAGAGAACGAGAAAGAGAAUGGGAAAAGGAUAGAUGCACACCAGAAUCAGAGAGACAAGGACAAUCCUCCAGAAGAAGUAAACCACCAUUUAGAUCACGAUCAAAAUCAUCGCCAAGACCAAGACGAUCACCAACAAGAGCAUCUCCAGAUCGUUACAGAUUUGAAUCAAGGUCUCGUUCGAGAUCAUGGUCGCGAUCGAGGUCUAGGUCCAGAUCCAGAUCACGAACUAGAUCUAGGUCAAGAUCAAGGUCACGUCUAAGGAGUCCUGAUCGUUCUAAAAGAUCCGUGGACAGACUUCGUCGCUCUAGAUCGGUAUCGCCAAGGGACAGGAGUAGUAACAGUGAAAGAAUAAAGGACGCUGAAAGUGAGAAUCCUGUCGAAAGAGGAAGACGCAUUGAAACUAUCGUUCAGGCGUUACCUGGACCACGAAGAAUACCUGGGGACUCAGCCGGCUUGGAUACUGAUAUGCUGGGCAAUGAUGCCUGUGUCAAUUCUUCGAAUUUCCGAUAUGUCACUGAAGGCGACGGAGGAAAUGAAUAUUACUAUUAUUCCGAAAGUAAUCUUACUUAUCCACCUCGUAUAGAUGAAAUGACAAAUUCGCCGAAACGUCUAUCACUAGACGAUAGACUUGAACUAGAGCUGGGAAUCAAGAAACACAAUCAGGAACCGGAAUCAGGUGCUGGAUAUCACGCCUCAUUAUUUCCUGGUGACAUCGGUCCGUAUUUGUCACCCAGUCAAGGGCAUGGAACGCCCUUACCUUCUAUGCAACAUCAGCAACCAAUAUAUCAUAGACAACAGCCAACAGUACUUCAGGUUGGUAAUGUCUUACAAGUGGUACCUGCAGAAUUUACGAGUACACCGACUACCACUCAACAAAGUGAACCGUCUUCUAGUAUUCCCACUAAUCGUAGCUCUAGCCAUGUUGUUCGUGUAGGUAAUGUUCUGCAAGUAGUGCCUACGACGAAUCUUGAUUGGAGUGGUUCAUCUUCGACAGAUCCUCAAAUUCUUCAUUAUCCUACAGGAAUGGCAAUUCCCUCGACGACGACAACCCCAGUUCCAAUUCCCGUUCCUGUACCAGUUACGAUUUCCAAUGCAGUGCCUAGCACUGCUACAAUCUCUACCGUAUCUCCAAUAGCUCCUGUGGGGCUGUCGUUGCCUGUACCUAUUCCAGUUCCUGUCCCGGUUCCUGUACCUGUUCCUGUCUCACCAUAUUCUAGAACUGAUCCGCUACCACGAGUGCAAAUCACAGAGGUACCAGCUCAUCCUGUUUACAAUUACGAUGUGAUAAUGGAAGUCCGCAGAAAGGAAAGAGAAGAGCGAAAGCGUCUACGAGAUGAAAGGAGAAAAGAAAAAGAAAGGAAAAGAAUUGAGAAAGUGAGAAGGAGAGCUGAGCGUAUGUUGAAGAAGAGUUUUGGCAAUAUUCAACCUAAUGUAACGACUGAGUUGAGCCAGCCACAAAGUGCAACAUCUAUUGAUACUGAGCAGUCUAUCGAGGAUGGUCACAAUAUAGUAGAAAAAGUUGGAGAAGAGGGAGGUGAUAAUGAACCUGAAGCAGAAAUGCCGGAAGUAGACGGCGUCAAAGCUACUGCAGAAGAAGCGGAAGAUGUUGAAACGGAAGCCAAUUCUGAGGAACAAAUUCAAACGCAGGGACCAGAACAGGAAGAUGAGGAGGAAGAACUGGAGGAAGAUGAUGAGGAGGAAGAAGAGGAAGAAGAAGAGGAUGAAGAGGAAGAAGAAGAGGAAGCUGAGGACGAAACUGAAGCGGACGAAGAAAAACGAGAAGCUGAUGAUACUGAAAAAGCAAGAAACGAAUUGAUUUCUCUAUUUUCUGACAAUACUCCAGAGGAAGAAACUUCUGACGCUCCUAAAGCAGAUAUUAAAAAGCAAACUGACGAGAUCAAUGAAGACCAUGAAACAGAAAUUAAAGAUUGGCUAUUGUUACCUCCAACACCUCUUAAAGGAAUUCUAAUUUCUCCUGGAUUUGGUAAAGAGAUUAUAUCUAACGGAGAUGAUGACGAUAUAUCUGACAUGGAGAAUGAGCGAGAUAAUGACAAUGACAACGUUGUUAUAGAGAAACUUCAGGAGUUAAAAGACAAGUUCUCUGAAGAGGACCACUUUAAAGAUGAUAAACGAAUAGUCCAAUUUAAAACAUCUUCGAGUAGACCACGACCCAGAUUAAGAAAGAGAAGAAGAAGUAGAAAAUCUGUGCAAUUCGCUGAUGGCGUACGACCCGGAGAAGGUACUAGUCCUAGUGGUGGCGAGGGUGACAUGCCAUCACCGCCACCACCAACCGCAUCUACGAAAGAUUCAAGCAAUACAGAUCCUUUAAGGAGACUUAGAAUCAGUAGAAAGAGUAGAAAGAAGCAAAAACGCGUAAAACCACCUAAAACAAAGAAAAAAGUUAAGGUAAAGAUCAUCAAAUUGAAAAAGCCUAGAAUAACUCCAUUAACAGCAAUGAUGCUGGAUGAUUCUGAUGACAUGGAUGAUCGCUCACCACCACCACCACCUCCAGGAUCUCCACCACCUCCGCAUCUCUGGCCAAGUUAUUUGGCAGCCUAUAAUGCAACUCUUCGUGCACUGGAAUCACAAUCGCUGCCUACAAAUACAACACAAUCGAUAUCAGCGACACAAGCAACUCCACCCCCAACACCUUUACCCCUUCUCAUACCACCCCCUCCUCUUAAUUACACAAUACAGCCAAUUAACAAAGCCUAGCACUCUUUCAUGCAGACAGUUAAAUACGUAAAUUUAGAUAUGUGAAAUGUGUAACUCCAAUUGUCGAUUUAUUUGAAACAUUGGGCAUCGGCAGAUUCUUAUUGUAUGACUGUACCUAGUGUUGUACAUCGAUUUGCUUUCCCUUUUCUCUUCCACUCUUGUACAUAGUGGCUCGUGUUAUGUAAUAAUUGUUCAAUUCUCACGAGCAUUAUAAUGUAUAAUCUAUCUAGCAAAUAUUACUAUCGGUUCUUUGUAAUAUUUACGAAAAUAAUUUCUUCAUAUCCCCUUACAAUAUCCUCUGUUAUUUUAAAGUGUUGAAAAUACCUAUUAUUUUUAAAAGUUAAGAUAUUCAUUUUCAUAUUAUUGUUAAUUCUUCUGUUUACUAAAUGUACUCCAACAAGCAAUAAUAUCAUGGUACUUUUAGUAUAGUA